AUGGCUGUGGAUCAAGAGUCGUUCCUGCAUCUGUCGCGGCCUCUGGCCCCCGUCGCCAACCUGCAGAGCAACAUUGCCCCGCUCUCCGUCAACAUCCAGCCGACGGCCAUCCUCUCCAUCCUCGACCACGCCGUCCGCCGCGAUGCCCCCGCCACGCCCACCACCUCCUCCCGUGUCAUCGGCGCCCUGAUAGGAUCCCGUUCCGAGGACGGCAGCGAGCUCUCCGUCUCGUCCGCCUUCGCCAUCCCCCACACCGAGAACGAGGACCAGGUCGAGGUCGACGUCGAGUACCAGAAGAACAUGCUCACCCUGCACCUCAAGGCCUCCCCGCGCGAGACCCUGCUGGGCUGGUACACCACCUCGCACGAACUUAACAGCUUCAGCGCCCUCAUCCAGAACUUCUUCGCCAGCCCCGAGACCGGCACCUUCCCCCACCCCGCCGUCCACCUGACCGUCUCCACCGACCCCGGCGCCGACGUCCAGCUCAAGGCCUACAUCUCGGCCCCCGUCGCCGUCAACGCCGAGCGCGCCGCCGAGAGCUGCAUGUUCAUCCAGGUGCCCCACCGCGUCUCCUACAACGACGCCGAGCGCUCCGCCCUCGAGCUCAUCUCCUCCGCCAAGGACACCGAGUCGCGCACCGCCCCCAUCCCCUCCGACGUCGAGGGCCUGGUCCGCUCCAUCGAGUCUAGCAUCGACCUGCUCGAGCGCGUCUCGGCCUGGAUCGGCGAGAUCCUCGACGAGGAGCGCGAGCCCAACAACGCCAUCGGCCAGUACCUCAUGUCCGCCCUGUCCCUGGCCCCCAAGGUCGACGCCGCCAGCAUCGAGCACGACUUCAACAACCACAUCCAGGACGUCCUCAUGGUCUCCUACCUGGCCAACAGCAUCCGCACACAGAUCGACCUGAGCCAGCGCUUAGCGACCGCCGUCCUGAGCGACGAGAAGGCCGACAAGGACGACACCAAGGGCGGCGAGAGGGGCGAGCGCGGCGACAGGAGAGGCGGUCGCGGCGGCAGGGGCGGCCGUGGUGGUGGCCGCGGCGGCCGGGAGCAGAGAGAGCCCAAGGAGCCUCGGGAACCCGCGGAAUGA
Molecule: messenger RNA, 1086 nt
Organism: Neoarthrinium moseri
Lineage: Eukaryota; Fungi; Ascomycota; Sordariomycetes; Amphisphaeriales; Apiosporaceae
Exons: 2
Coding region: 1-1086 (361 amino acids)
Biological process (GO): translational initiation
Cellular component (GO): eukaryotic translation initiation factor 3 complex, eIF3m
Molecular function (GO): translation initiation factor activity; metallopeptidase activity; translation initiation factor binding
Source: RefSeq, a predicted model, not a curated record